CAUGUACGAGGCCCUUUAGAGGUUCUCUAUGGCUGGCAUGAUGGCAUGAGUGGCAAGGGGCAUAUUGAUAUAUUCUUGCUAACCUCACAUAUAAAUAUUUGAUAAAUAUUCUAUUAUUGUGAGAAGAAAAAUAACGCAAACAUGUCUAUGCGACCUGAUGAUCACCGGAGAAAAUGGAAUCGAGAGGAAUAUGAAAGGAUUGCCCUUCAAAGACUCCAAGAUGAGAUUGCAGAGGAAGAAUUAGGAAUUCCCAAGCAGCCAGCAGUUAAAAGAGAAUUAUUGAAGCAAAGAGAUUAUAAAGUUGAUCUUGAAUCUAAAUUGGGAAAGAGUGUUGUCAUUAAUAAAAAUACACCAUCAUCACAAACUGGAGGGUAUUACUGCAAUGUUUGCGACUGUGUUGUCAAAGAUUCGAUUAACUUUUUGGACCAUAUCAAUGGGACAAAACAUCAACGUAAUCUGGGGAUGUCCAUGAAGAUAGAACGAUCUACAUUAGAUCAGGUUAGAGCAAGAUUUGCACAAAACAAAAAGAAGCUCGAAGAAAAGAAGAAAGACUAUGACUUGGAACAAAGAGUGAAAGAACUAAAAGAAGAGGAAGAAAAAAUCAAAGAGUACAGAAAGGAAAAGCGAAAAGAUAAGAAGAGGAAGAUUGAAGAGCUAUCCGAGGAUGACGCAGGCCCUUCUGAUGAGAUGGCUGCGAUCAUGGGAUUUUCUGGUUUUGGCUCGAAAAAAAAGUGAUAAACUGCUGCUGUCGAAUAAUUGUGAACAGUUUUCGCUACUUGAAGGAAAAAAUAUUGUUUCCUUGAAGAAGAUCCUGAUCGAGACGAUUUGAAGAUAACGAAACGAGUGAACAACAGUUUUAAUUCCAAUUAUAAUUGGAAUUUGACGAUUCGUGAAUGUACGUUUAUGACGUCUUUUUUUAUUUUUUCACUACAAGAGUCCACUAUUGUUACAAGUUUUUUGAUGUAUUGAAAACAACAAAGAAAACUAUUAAUUACAAAUCCGAUAUUAUCAGUGUAACAAAUCGUAUGAGCUUGAAAAGUAAUUUAAUUAAAAUUAAUUAAAAAUAAGGUUAUUUGGGUACAAUUUGUAAGAUAUAUAAUUUAUCUUUGAAACAAUUCUAUAUUUUUUACGAGUCCCUAUAUUACAAAGUGCAAGACUUUAAGCUUGAUUAAGUUACUGAAAGAAAACGCAUGUUUUUGCGCAUAAUAAAAUUUAUAAAUUAGUUAAAAUUUAAUGUCCUAUUUCAUCAUAUAUCAUUCAUAUGUCAUAAGUAAAGGCUCCUGACUCCUCAGCCGAGAACUCCGCGUUGAUGGUAGCGACAAUCCGUCGCGGGCAAAAUUAAAACUAAUAGACGUGAAACGUGACAGAUUGAUGAUGAGAUGUUGUCGUGCAUGUCAUUUUGUUAUUAUGUGUUUUAUUGUGAAAAUAUGACUUGUUUCAUAUUUACCAAAUUCGUAAAAAUGGACCGCGAGUAUAGUUUCUUUGAAUUUUAUACAUGAAAGCACAUUUUUCACUUUUCAAUAGCUAUCCAUGUGUUUUCCUGUCUGAAUAGGCAUCACUUUACGCGCUUUUUACGAGUAUUUACUGACUGCUAGGCAAACAAGAAUAGUCGUAACCGAUAUUUAGAACUGUUUUAAAGCCAUCUGAUUAAUCUGUUUUAUCCAUAUUGUCUUUAUUUACAAAUAGCCUGUCGGAAACUUAGCUUAACUGUGUGUUUCUUGUUUCAAUAAUUUCACUUUACAUGCUUUUUACGACUAUUUACUGACUGUUAGGCGGAAAAAGGAUAGUCGUAACCGAUAUUUAGAAGUGUUUUAAAGCCAUCAGCUUAGUCUGUUUUAUCCAAAUUGGCUUUAUUUACAAAUGACAUGUUGGACAAAAUUACGUCAUUUCACGCAAUUUCUCGCUUUUGACAUUACGACUUCAAUAUGGCCGCGGCGAAUACUCAGGAGUUUUAAUGCUACCGAAAUUACAGAAAUUAGCUUUUUCAAAUAUUUUUUUGUUUUAUUUUUGAUGGUAAAAAUAAUAUCAUUGUUAGAUUAAAAAGAACACGAGUUUUUGAGAAUUUUUCUAUCAGUAUUCUUGUCACAAUUUAUUUGUAGUGUUCCGACAAAAUUUUCUAUAUGUGUAAUGAAUGUGUCAUACUUGUACAACAUUAAACUAAGACUGAAAAUAAUUUAUAUGAAUUAAGAAAAUUUUAUGCAUCUUAUUAAACAGCCAACAUAAUUAUACAAUAAAAUAAAAACAGCUUGUGAAUAUGUAUUUGCAUAUUAAUUAUUUUCUUCACAGAUAUAGAUGUCUUGAGUUUUGAUUCUGUGCACAAUAUAUAAUUUCUACUUCUCAGUCAUGAAGUCAAAAUUACUAGCUAUAUUAUAAUAUAAAACUAAUAAAACUGUAAUAUAAACUAA
Molecule: messenger RNA, 2405 nt
Organism: Solenopsis invicta (red fire ant)
Lineage: Eukaryota; Metazoa; Arthropoda; Insecta; Hymenoptera; Formicidae
Product: zinc finger matrin-type protein 2
Exons: 5
Coding region: 142-735 (197 amino acids)
Biological process (GO): mRNA splicing, via spliceosome
Cellular component (GO): spliceosomal complex; U4/U6 x U5 tri-snRNP complex
Molecular function (GO): zinc ion binding; nucleic acid binding
Source: RefSeq, a predicted model, not a curated record